GGCUCUUUAACCAUGAGCAACCCGUUUGUAGGGAUUGUGGAGCCACUGGACCCCAAACAGCCUCUGAAGAAGUUCUUCAAUCUAAACAAACUGGGAGAUGCAAGAUAUGCUCGUCUGCCGUUUUCUAUUCGAGUUCUCUUGGAAGCGGCAAUCCGUAACUGUGAUGAUUUUCUGGUGAAAAAGGAAGACGUUGAGAAUAUUCUCAACUGGAAAGUGGUGCAACACAAGAAUGUUGAGGUGCCGUUUAAGCCUGCACGAGUUAUUCUGCAAGACUUCACUGGAGUACCAGCUGUGGUUGACUUUGCUGCAAUGCGUGAUGCUGUGAAGAAACUUGGUGGAGAUCCUGAAAAAAUCAACCCCAUCUGUCCUGCUGAUCUAGUAAUAGAUCACUCCAUCCAGGUCGACUUUAACAGAGGGUCAGACAGCUUGCAGAAGAAUCAGGACCUGGAAUUUGAAAGAAACAAAGAAAGAUUUGAGUUCUUAAAGUGGGGCUCCCAGGCUUUCCAAAACAUGAGGAUUAUUCCACCAGGCUCUGGGAUCAUCCACCAAGUAAACUUGGAGUACUUAGCAAGAGUGGUAUUUGAUCAGGAUGGUUACUAUUAUCCAGACAGCGUGGUAGGCACAGACUCGCACACCACCAUGAUAGAUGGCUUGGGAGUGCUUGGCUGGGGUGUUGGUGGCAUUGAAGCAGAAGCAGUGAUGUUGGGCCAGCCGAUCAGCAUGGUGCUGCCUGAGGUGGUUGGCUAUAAACUGCUGGGAAGCCCUCAGCCACUGGUAACAUCCACAGACAUAGUGCUCACCAUUACCAAGCACCUUCGUCAAGUUGGAGUUGUGGGUAAAUUUGUGGAGUUUUUUGGUCCUGGUGUAGCCCAGCUGUCAAUUGCUGACCGAGCCACCAUUGCCAACAUGUGUCCAGAAUAUGGAGCAACGGCUGCCUUCUUCCCAGUGGAUGACAUUAGCAUUGGGUACCUAAUGCAGACAGGCCGUGAUAAAGAGAAGAUUACAUGCACAAGAAAAUAUCUUGAGGCUGUGGGAAUGCUGAGAGAUUUUAAGAACUCUGCUCAGGAUCCAGACUUCACACAGGUGGUUGAGUUGGACCUCCAUACUGUUGUGCCUUGUUGCAGUGGACCAAAAAGGCCUCAGGACAAAGUUGCAGUUUCAGAUAUGAAGAAGGACUUUGAGACUUGUCUGGGAGCCAAGCAAGGAUUCAAGGGAUUCCAGAUUGCCCCUGACUUUCACAACAGCAAAGUCAAAUUUACUUUUGAAGGCUGCGACUUUGAGCUUGUUCAUGGUUCAGUAGUGAUUGCUGCCAUUACGAGCUGUACCAACACCAGUAACCCCUCAGUUAUGCUGGGAGCAGGAUUGCUUGCUAGGAAGGCCGUUGAAGCUGGUCUGACAGUGAAGCCAUACAUUAAAACUAGCUUGUCUCCAGGAAGCGGAGUUGUCACUUACUAUCUGAGGGAGAGUGGAGUUAUGCAUUACCUCUCUCAAUUAGGGUUUGAUGUGGUGGGCUACGGGUGCAUGACCUGUAUCGGCAAUAGUGGGCCCCUACCAGAGUCUGUUGUUGAGGCCAUCACGAAGGGCGACCUUGUUGCUGUGGGUGUUUUGUCUGGAAACAGGAAUUUUGAAGGGCGUGUUCAUCCCAAUACCCGUGCUAACUACCUGGCAUCCCCACCGCUGGUCAUAGCCUAUGCAAUUGCAGGGACCGUCCGGAUCGACUUUGAGAAAGAGCCUCUGGGAAUAAAUGCAUCGGGGAAAAAGAUCUUCCUUAAAGACAUCUGGCCAACCCGAAGCGAGAUACAGGCUGUUGAGCAUCAGUUUGUUAUUCCUGGGAUGUUCAAGGAAGUCUACCAAAAAAUAGAGACAGUAAAUAAAUCUUGGAAUGCCUUAGAUGCUCCUUCAGACAAACUGUAUACUUGGAAUCCCAAGUCAACAUACAUCAAGUCUCCACCUUUCUUUGAUGGAAAAGGAACUCUGUGUCACAUUUUAAAUAUAGCAAGGAAUAGUCCUGCAGCCCGUUAUUUGACCAGCAGAGGCUUGACUCCUCGAGAAUUCAAUUCCUAUGGCUCCCGCAGAGGGAAUGAUGCUGUCAUGGCCAGAGGAACAUUUGCAAACAUUCGCUUGGUGAACAAGUUUAUUGAUAAGCAGGGACCCCAGACUGUCCAUUUCCCUUCUGGGGAAACUCUUGAUGUGUUUGAUGCUGCAGAAAGAUACAAGCAGGGUGGCCAUCCUCUGAUCGUGCUGGCUGGGAAGGAGUACGGUGCAGGAAGUUCCAGAGACUGGGCUGCCAAAGGACCAUUCCUUUUGGGAGUGAAGGCAGUGCUUGCUGAAAGCUACGAGAGGAUUCAUCGCAGUAACCUGGUGGGCAUGGGAGUGAUUCCUCUGCAGUAUUUACCUGGCGAGGACGCAGGGACCCUAGGCCUCACUGGGCGUGAACGCUACACAAUUAUCAUUCCUGAGAAACUCAAACCACAGAUGAACGUCCAGAUCAAGCUGGAUACUGGAAAGACCUUCCAUGCCAUCAUGAGGUUUGACACGGAUGUGGAGCUCACUUACUUCCACAAUGGGGGCAUUCUGAACUACAUGAUCCGUAAAAUGGCAUCCUAAUCCAAACAGCAUU
This is a messenger RNA of Tinamus guttatus (white-throated tinamou), 2620 nucleotides long. NCBI's taxonomy places the organism in Eukaryota, Metazoa, Chordata, Aves, Tinamiformes, Tinamidae. The record is from RefSeq and is a predicted model, not a curated record.